AUGGAAUCGCACCUUGGCUCGGGCGCAGGCCAGAGCAUCGAGUCGGCGUACAUACUCGGACGGCUGCUCACACACCGACUGUUCUCCAUGGAGCGAAUUCCGGAGAUUCUACGCAUCUACCAGAGCAUUCGUUUGCCGUACGGGCACACGAUCGUCCGGCGAGCUCAAGAUACGGGCCGACACUGCGAAUUCAACUUUCCGGGCGAGUACGACGGCAGCGAGUGCGCUGAUGAACGCGAACGGUUGGAGGCGUUGGGUCGGAAGCUGGCAGAUCAGUGGUCGUGGCAGUGGCGGGAGUCGUUUGAUGAACAGUGGGACGUUGCGGAGGGGGCUCUUGAGCAGUUCUUGCAUGCCGACGCGCAGAAAGGCGCAAACGGGGUAAACGUCCGCCAGGGUUAG
Messenger RNA from Fomitopsis serialis, 399 nucleotides. RefSeq lists its product as uncharacterized. The transcript has 2 exons. The record is from RefSeq and is a predicted model, not a curated record. Bases 1 to 399 code for a protein of 132 amino acids. NCBI's taxonomy places the organism in Eukaryota, Fungi, Basidiomycota, Agaricomycetes, Polyporales, Fomitopsidaceae.